Messenger RNA from Mya arenaria, 2667 nucleotides. RefSeq lists its product as uncharacterized. The record is from RefSeq and is a predicted model, not a curated record. Lineage: Eukaryota; Metazoa; Mollusca; Bivalvia; Myida; Myidae. The coding region runs from base 1 to 2667 and encodes 888 amino acids. The transcript has a single exon.
AUGGUGUCAGAAGUGGGAUAUGGACAAAGUGCAAGGACUAACAUUCAAAUAUGUGACAAUUGUGGUAACAAACACCAAAGGAAAGACUACUGCCCUGCCAAGGGAAAAGUGUGUCUUUACUGCAAUAGACUGAAUCACUUCGCAAAAAUGUGUCGCAAGAAGGACAAUGACAGCAAGAAGGUCAAUGAGGUAAACAAUUUUGAUAUAAGAACUGAUCUCGAUUGUUACUCUCAGAAUGAUUUCUUUGUAAAUAGCAUUGAACACGACUCAUUGUCAAACCAAGCAUUUGCCAAAGUAAAAGUAGGCACAUCCAUAAUAGACAUGAAAAUUGACACAGGUGCGCAAGUUAAUGUCCUCCCAAAGUCACUGUACUUGAAACUAAGCUUAAAGGGUCCAUUACGACAAGCUCAGAAACGCCUCACUGCUUAUGAUGGCAAACCACUAUGCGUGGAAGGUUACAUAACCAUACCUUGUAAGUACAAUGGUCAAACUUACAAUGAAGAGUUUUACAUAGUUAAAUCAGGUUCAAGCCCCAUAUUAGGCUUACAGACAUGUUUGAGAAUGAAUCUGAUAAAUCUUGUACUUGCAAUGAAUUCUAGUACCCCAAGCAAAGAUAAUGUAAAUCACACACCUCUCACAAAGGAUAAAGUCCUCUCGAAAUACGCAGACGUUUUCGAAGGUAUUGGUCAGUUGCCAGGUGAAUGUGAAAUUCACUUGCAUGAAAACGUCUUACCUGUAGUUCACCCACCUCGCAAAGUCCCUGUCGCAAUUAAAGACAAACUCAAGGUAGAACUUGAUCGCAUGGAACAUCUAAAUGUCACUUGCAAAGUCACUGAACCUACAGACUGGGUAAACAGUUUGGUCACUGUAGAAAAAGCAAACGGUUCUUUAAGGAUAUGCUUAGAUCCAAAAGACCUCAAUGAAGCAAUCAGGAGACCACACUAUCCAAACAAGACGCUUGAUGACAUAUUGCCAGAGUUGUCAAAUGCAACCAUUUUCUCAAAGCUUGAUGCUCGCAGUGGUUAUUGGUCAAUUAAGCUCACAGAAAAGGCUUCAUACCUGACAACAUUCAACAGCCCCUUUGGCAGGUAUCGUUUCUUGCGGUUACCAUUUGGCCUGAAUAACGCAAAUGAUUUGUUCCAAGAAAAAAUGGACCAUUGUCUUGAAAAUUUGCCAGGUGUUAGGACAAUUGUUGACGAUAUUGUCGUUUUUGGUAAGGAUCAUGCAGAUCACGACCGCAAUUUUGACAUGCUCAUGACGAGAUGUCGUGAAAUGGGUAUAAAACUUAAUGCAGAUAAGACCGAUAUAGGCAAGAGCGAAAUCCCCUUCUUUGGUCACAUUCUCAGCUCUGAGGGACUAAAAAUGGAUCCUGCAAAAGUCAAGGCCAUACAGGACAUGCCACCACCAAAUUCAAAAUCAGAACUACAAACUGUUUUGGGAAUGGUCACAUACCUUCAAAGGUUUGCACCCAAACUCUCUGAAAUCACACUGCCCUUAAGGCAACUACUUUCUAAGGAUGUAGAAUUUGUAUGGGAUAUGCCCCAACAGGAAGCAUUUCAGAAAGUCAAAAAUGUCAUAACUCAGAGUCCAGGUCCUGUAUUAGCUUACUUUGACCCCAAAAAGGAAAUAACUCUACAGGUUGAUGCUUCCAAAUAUGGCCUUGCUGCAGUUCUCAUGCAAGAUGAGAAACCAGUCAGUUUUGCUUCGAAAUCUCUCACUAAAACAGAGGUUAACUAUGCUCAGAUAACGAAAGAGCUAUAUGCCAUUUUCUUUGGUUGCAAAAGGUUUCACCAGUACGUAUAUGGUAAACGAAUCAAAUGUCAGAGCGAUCAUAAACCACUGUUGGCAAUUUGGAAAAAAGGCUUGCAUUGUGCACCCCCACGUUUGCAACGUUUGCUGUUACAGUUGCAGAAAUACGAUGUAGAAUUGAUAUUUGUCCCAGGUAAACAAAUUCCUCUAGCAGACACGCUGUCUCGCAAAUAUUUACCUGACACAUACCCAGAAAUUGCAGAAGGUUUAGACGUGCAUGUACACGCUGUCAUGUCAAAUUUACCUGUAAGUGAUCAGAAAAUGGAGCUGAUAAGGACUGCCACAGAGUCAGAUUCUCAAAUGCAAUUACUUGCAAAGGUUAUUCUUGAAGGAUGGUCAAAUGACAGACCACAAUGCCCCAGCACGCUUCUUGAAUUUUGGAACUUUAGGGAUGAAUUGUCAGUAGUUGAUGGCAUUAUACUGAAAGGAAACAAAAUCCUUAUUCCCAAGGAAAUCAGACCCUUAAUGUUGGAAAAGAUUCAUGAAGGUCACUUUGGUGUAGAGAAAUGCACACAACGCGCACGCGAGGUUCUGUUUUGGCCAAAUAUGUCUUCAGAGAUAAAAUCACUAGUGCUAAAUUGCCCAAUUUGCCUAGAACACAGGUGUUCAAAUCAAAAGGAACCCCUGCAACCUAGCAAAGUGCCCGAUAGACCAUGGCAAAUCUGUGCCACAGAUCUGUUCCACUGGAACAAUUCUGAUUAUGUCUUGCUGGUAGAUGCAUACAGCAGAUAUUUUGAGGUUAGCAUGCUCCCAAACUCAAGGUCAGUCACAGUGAUUGAUAAAUUGAAAGGUUACUUCACCGUCACGGCAUCCCAGAAGUUUUACGAUCUGAUAAUGGACCAUGCUAUGACUCUUUAG